Messenger RNA from Quercus lobata, 495 nucleotides. Its product is annotated as ethylene-responsive transcription factor 12-like. Gene Ontology annotation, molecular function: DNA binding; DNA-binding transcription factor activity. NCBI's taxonomy places the organism in Eukaryota, Viridiplantae, Streptophyta, Magnoliopsida, Fagales, Fagaceae. Gene Ontology annotation, biological process: regulation of DNA-templated transcription. Bases 1 to 495 code for a protein of 164 amino acids. The transcript is spliced from 2 exons. The record is from RefSeq and is a predicted model, not a curated record.
AUGGCAGUCACUUUGGGUCUGAAAUAUAGAUUCAAAAAAAAAAAAAUUAAGUUCCCAUGGAAGAAGACUAGGGUUUGGUUGGGUACAUUCGACACACCCGAAGAAGCUGCACUCGCUUACGACGGUGCCACUCGUUCGCUCCGUGGAGCCAAAGCUAAGACGAACUUUUCGCCAACAAUUCCAGCCACCAUAGGCUGCGGCGGUGGGCUUCCUCUCCCUCUCAAUCUCAACCUUCCCUCCUCCAACAAACUCGCACUCGGCGAGUUUUUAUACACUGGUGUUCUCAAAGACAUCAACUGUGUCGCCACCAAAUCUGACCCGUCUUCUUCGUAUCAAGUUAAGCGAGAACCUCAAGCUUCCGCCUCUGCUGUUACUGUCGCUUCCGCCGGACCCACACAUCAUGUCCCUGAGAGCUCCGCCAUGGCGUCGUUUCUGGGUCUCGUGCGGCGUGGUUUGCCUGUCAAUCUCAACGAGCCGCCUCCUUUGUGGCUUUGA